CUUUCACAAAGUGCCAUUGUUAUGAUGCGAAGCUCACGUCCGACUCAAUCUCAUGAAGCCACGGUCCACUUCCCUGACUCUGAUGCCCGAAAUCAAGCGAUGAAGCAUGUACGAGCGGUGUCGCGAAAUGCUCACAAAGUCCCCAAGGUGCAAGACUCCAUCAUGCCUGGAUUCAAACCCGCAGAAGAGCGGUCCAUGAAGCAUACUCAAGUCACUCAUGCUGAAUUCGGCACGAAUGGACCAGCUCCAUUCCGACCAGCCAAUGGCCAGGACGCCCAGCCACUACUGAAAAAGUUAAACGUGGUUCGCUGCCGACCGGAAUCCCACGACGAUUUUUUCUCCCCUCUCCAAGCACCAUCGCAAGACAUGGCAAAGCCCUUAGCUGCGAUGCCCUCCAAGCGGGCCAAGACUGAGUCUGAAGACGAAUUCGACGCAGAGUUCGGCGAGUUGCCCAUGCUCGAUCCUUUCGACGGCGAGGACAAGGCGGAUUUGGAUUUAUUUGGGUGAUUUCCUCGCGCCG
Messenger RNA from Kockovaella imperatae, 520 nucleotides. RefSeq lists its product as hypothetical. Bases 22 to 507 code for a protein of 161 amino acids. NCBI's taxonomy places the organism in Eukaryota, Fungi, Basidiomycota, Tremellomycetes, Tremellales, Cuniculitremaceae. The record is from RefSeq and is a predicted model, not a curated record. The transcript has 2 exons.